AUGACCAUAACCGUGACUCGUGAGUCCGUGAGGCAUGACUCUUUGAGAUCGACGAUGGGUGAGCAAAUUGGAGCCCGGAGCUUGGAGGUUAGAGACUCGGAGGACCGGCCGGACCGCCAAUGUAGGAGUGGAGUGGAGACGGGACUGCGAGAGUGCGGGACAACGGGAGAACCGGAGAAGGAAAUGAAGCGAGGCCGAGUCAACUAG
Dovyalis caffra is the source of this 207-nucleotide messenger RNA. The record is from the annotation of a GenBank genome assembly. NCBI's taxonomy places the organism in Eukaryota, Viridiplantae, Streptophyta, Magnoliopsida, Malpighiales, Salicaceae.